AUGGAGAUCCAACCCAAUUUCGAAGUUAUCUCACAAACAUACCGCAAACUCUCCAUGCAGUUUGGCAAUGUUCGUGGUGGCAUCGAACUGUCAGAGUCAGAGUCUAUGCGUCCAAGUCUUGUUGCGCCCGCAUUCUUGCCUAAACACCACACUGGUGCAUCUGUCCUUAUUGUCCCAUACUGCCCAUGGAGAGGACGCAUCCUGCAUGGGCACGUUAGCCGCAUCGGAAAUUGGGGUCCAACUUGCCGAGGAAAAGUCUCUGAAAUACCACGACUUGGAUUCUUCUCAGUUUGCUACAUUGCCAAUUGGUGCGUCAGCCCCGAAUCGAACGCGGCGACCAUCGAUGGCAACAAUGGGUUUUACCACUUCACUACUAAUUCACUCCGACUGCCCGUGGGGGGUGAAUGUAGGAAGGGGAACUUGACUUGUAUAACCAAUGCGACUUCUCUACGCAGGAUUUCGACUGGAAACCUGAAGAAAACACGUUACUACUUACUAGUGCCACCUCAGAACUUGCAACAGAUGGAUCCAUGCAAGAUAUUUAGUGAUUGUGUCGACUUCAGCAGGCGUGCUAGAUCAUAUUCCCCUUUUAAAAAGGGAGGAGGGAAGCGUUCGAACGGUUACGGAGCAGGGGUGAACUGA
Molecule: messenger RNA, 642 nt
Organism: Canariomyces notabilis
Lineage: Eukaryota; Fungi; Ascomycota; Sordariomycetes; Sordariales; Chaetomiaceae
Exons: 4
Coding region: 1-642 (213 amino acids)
Source: RefSeq, a predicted model, not a curated record